This is a messenger RNA of Porites evermanni, 6790 nucleotides long. The record is from the annotation of a GenBank genome assembly. NCBI's taxonomy places the organism in Eukaryota, Metazoa, Cnidaria, Anthozoa, Scleractinia, Poritidae.
AUGCCAUUGGCCUCGUUUCCAGCCGCCUUCAAUCUAACGGAACUGAAAAAAGGUUUCUUUCCUCAUGAGUUCAAUUUACCCCAGCACCAGUCCUAUGUGGGUCAAAUUCCUGCCCUUGAAUUUUUCAACCCGGAUGGCAUGAGUGAGAAAAAGAAAAAAGAAUUGCAAGAAUGGCAUGCAGAGCAAGUGAGACGUGGAACACCCUAUGAUUUUGCCAAAGAAAUGGAAGAUUAUUGUAAAUCAGACGUGGCAUUGUUACAAGCAGGUUGCGAAGCUUUCACCCAAGAAUUUGAACGACACACCGACUUCAACCCCUUUGCCAAAUGUGUCACCAUUGCUUGUGCGUGCAACCUGUACUGGAGAAAACACUGCCUCAAAGAAGACACCAUUGCCGUGGAACCUCUCAAGGGAUGGCGCGGGACCAAUGUCAAUCAAUCUGUCAAAGCUUUGCAGUGGUUGUAUUUUAAAGAACAAGGCCUUGUCAAGCAGGAUGCCAGUCCAGACAGAAUUAAGCAUGUGAGAAACGGGGGCGAGCAAAGUGUGACGACUGUGGCGGACAGCUACUUUGUGGACGGCUAUGAUCUCCAGUCCAAUACCGUUUACGAAUUUCAUGGCUGUUUCUGGCACGGGUGUCCUCGCUGCCAUCCCAGAAAUCGUCACGCAAGACAUGCCGCCAAUCCAGAUAGAACCCAUAGGACCCACAGGAAGAGAGGCGGGUCAUUCGGGUUAACAACCCAAAUCAUUUUAAACGAGACACUACUAACAAGACUAUCAAAUUGGUCAACCAGGCCAAACAGUAUGGCCUCGUUUUUCACAAGCACGUGAUACAUCCAGACAAAAAAAUUAGUUAUCCUUUUGGAUACAGAGUAUGGUCAGAGUGCGAUCAAGAAAAUGUGGACAUUUUAUUAGAUUUGUAAAUAAAAAAAUUUUCUUCUUGACAGGAUUCGAACCAGUGAGCCGAGUCCACCCGACUGAUCAGACUCUGUUCCAACCAAGCAAGAACUUUCUACCCAGUACCGGCGAUGGCCACCGAACCACCGCUUUCCUGGCCAUUUUUUUGAUGACUUUUUAAACUUUUUAAAAAGAAAUGGACGUGACGUCAAUAGGAGGUCACACACGUCCCGAUUGUAACGCUAGGUAUGACGUCAGAAUAAAAUUGGUUGAGACGGGACUUUCGUGUGUCUUACAUGAUGGGGGAAUGUUGGGAGACUUUUCGUGAGGGUUUUACAUGUAGUACUAACCCUAAUGAAAUCCUGAUUGGUGGAGAGUUAAUUAAUUCAGUCACGUGUUUGAAUACUCGAUUCUGAUUGGUCGUGCCACCAAGUAGUGACUACAACUACUCUCAUCACCAAAAUGUCUCACAGCAAUAGUAUGUUAUGGUAUCUUAACCAUGGAUUUCCGCUGCACGCACUUCUAACCACCACAUUAAUACUUUUACACUGUAGCACUGCGAAAUAAAGAUGAGCUGGACAGAAGGCCUGGAGAUCAAAAGGAAGAAGGCAGUAGCAUCAGAGAAGAAAGUUGUAGUUAAGACAGUGAACAAGGAGAUAAGGAUUCUGAGAAUUCAAACAAAGAAGGGGCGGGGAACAGAGGGGAUGAAAGCAGCUGUAGCAAGAACAGAGGAGUUUCCAAGAAAGAUAGAAGGGUGGAAAAAGGAGGGGAGGAAGGAAGCUGAAGCUGAAGCGAGAGUGGAGAGACUUCCGAGAACGAUUAAAGGGUGGACAAAAGAGGACAGGAAGGUUUCCCAUGUCUGCCAUCAACAUCAUUCAUCUUCAGCUUUAAAAUAACAUGUAAAACUCUACAUAUCAGCUUCUGUAUCGGUAUGUUGAGUAAUUUUUAUUAUUUUCAAUAUGAUUACUUUUCCCUUAGUGCCUCAAAUUGCAUUUCAUUCCUAAUUUGCAGGGCAAAUGUAUUUAGAUUUAAUAUUUGUGAAUAAAAGUGUUGUUGUUUUAUUCUGCAAAAUAUUUCAAGAUUGACCUGGCUGAAAAGAGAUGGCAGCUGCAAGUGGCAGAGGCAGCCAUAGCAGUAAACUAAGGAACUCGGGUUGCAAAAGAACUAUUUCUGACCUGAAACAGUACAAAAGAGAGUGGUGUAAAACUGUGAACGUAUCUUCCUGGAAAAUAAUAUAUUUCAGUCGUGGCUUGGUGUGAAACUUCGAGCAGGAUAUGAAGGUUCUAGUGACAGUGAUUUUGCGGCACAUUUGUUAUCUCUUGAAUAUCGGAGAAGGUAAGUUUUCCCUUUCUUUACCUCAAGAUUUAACCGUGAAAGAUUUUUUUUUCAAUGAGUUAUACUUUUGAUAGUACCUUGCAGCUUAUUUUUGAAGGGAAAUUUAGGACACUACGUCAGCUGAAUGAAGUGCUAGUUGCAGUUGUUGUAAUACUGUUGAACAAUUUGAAGAGUUUUAGAAAAGAAACUUUCCAGUUUUUUUGGCAAUUUCUCCUAUUCAGAAGAUAUUGAAAAUCCAUUUUGACCUUGCCACUUACAGCACCUGUAGAAGUUACCCUCCCUUUUUAACUUCAUCUGAAAAGCAGUGUUUUAUUGUGUAAAGACACUGUAUUUAAUUUUAUCAAAGGGAUAGUAUCAUAAGUUGCACACACUCUUUUACAGCAUUUUAUCUCUUCAGCUUCCGCUAACUAAUGGAAAGAAAAUAGACAAUUUGAAUGGCAUGAUAUCAUUGAAUACAAUUAUUUCUUUAUGAGAGUUCGUGUUCCUUUUCAGUGGGGUGGGGGGGAGUGGGUUCUUUUUCAUAAGGACAUCGGAUUUUUGAAGCCUACUGUUGCCAUGGUGUCAGUAUUUUGGUCCCCACAGAACAAUUGUUAUCUAUAAAAUGGACAACCUAGAAAAUCGCCAAUAGAAGCAGGUUUACUUAAUUGUUUUAUUUUUAGGUACUAAAUAUAGCUAAUUUUUUGAAUUCGCAGUGGGUGACAUUUUGAUCUCCUAUUACUUGUGCAAAGUCCAGUACAUGUAUGUACUGUUACCCAGUGAUUUUACUGUGUUUGUACAGUGCUAUCAUUGUCAGUGUUCAGGUCGCAUGCUAGAUUUAUGGUGUUAUAUUUUCCUUAAUGGCUCAAUAGAAUUUACGUGAUCGCCCUUCUCAUGACUACAUGGCAGCCUUACACAAAGGUCACAAUUCCAAUGUUUAUGAGGAAAUUACAAGAGUUCCAAAAAAAUGGCCAAGAAAAGUUAACAAUUUAACAUAUUCACCACAUGGGAUUUCUGUGUUAUUCAGACUGAAUUGGUUUCAUGGCAGUUCAAAGGAUGAAUAUAUCCACUGCGUCAUGAAGUUUCCUUGACUUUUGCUGUUUAAGCCCAUCAGAAGUUAAGUACAGACGACUUUUUCAAAUUGGAAACUUUUUAUCCAGUGGAAGUAGCAAAUAGGUUUUGUAGCUACUUCUCUAGUAUUGGUCCCAACCUCGCAAAGAAGAUACAGCCUCCUCCUUGUUCACAGAAAGAUUUUCUAUCUGGAUCAUUUCGAGAGUCAAUCUUUUUUAGCCCAACAACAGAGGAUGAAAUUAUUACCAUUGCUCAAUCUUUUGCUUCCGGGAAAGCGGCUGGAUACGAUAAUAGUCCAAUGUCUAUAAUUAAGGAAUCCAUUCAAAUCAUUUCGGGACCUCUGGCUCACAUUAUGAAUUUAUCGAUCGCUCAUGGCGUUGUACCAGAUCAAAUGAAAAUAGCUCGUGUGGUACCACUGUUUAAAGCUGAUGACCAGUCACUAUUCACCAACUAUAGGCCUGUCUCGGUUCUACCAAGCUUUUCAAAAUUUCUAGAGAGAAUCAUCUAUAAUCGCUUGUAUGAUUAUUUAACUAAUUUACAUAUUCUCUGUGAUAACCAGUUCGGCUUCAGGAAAAACCACUCUACGACGCUUGCCUUGAUUGAUUUGCAUGAAAAAAUUUCAUCUGCUAUUGAUCAUGGUGAAUUAGCGGUUGGUGUCUUUUUAGAUCUCUCGAAAGCUUUCGAUACAGUCAAUCAUUCCAUCUUAUUUGAUAAACUUGAACACUAUGGUAUACGUGGCUUGGCUCUCAAAUGGAUUAAGAGCUAUUUUUCCAACAGACUUCAAUUUGUAGAAUACAAUGGUUAUGUUUCGUAUCGUGCUAAUAUCAUGUGUGGCGUUCCCCAAGGUUCAAUACUAGGGCCUUUGUUUUUUCUGCUCUACAUCAACGAUAUAAUCAACACGUCAACAAUAUUACAACUGAUAUUAUUUGCUGAUGAUACAAACGUAUUUGUGUCUCACAAGGAUAAAGACUGCCUUACUAAUAUACUGAACGCUGAGCUAAAUAAGUUGUCAAUAUGGUUUAGAGCUAACAGGCUUUCAUUAAACUUGAAAAAAACCAAAUUCAUUGUAUUUAAACCAUCUCAAAAGCGUACAAAUCAAACUAUUCAACUUUUAAUUAAUAAUCAAAAAAUUGAUCAAGUAAAAGAAACAGUUUUCUUGGGAGUAAUCAUGGAUGAAAAUUUAAAUUGGAAAUCUGAAAUCUCACAUGUCGCCAAUAAAGUUUCUAAAUGCACAGGAAUUAUUCGUAAAUCCAGUUUCUAUUUAUCCACGAAAACCUUACGAACACUAUAUUUUUCUCUAGUCUAUCCAUACCUUUUUUAUUGCAACUUAGUUUGGGCCUCUACUUACAGAACUAACCUUAUUCGUCUUGAGAUUUUACAGAAACGAGUGAUCAGAACUAUAGCUAAAACAACUUUCGAUGCACAUACUGAUCCAAUCUUUCAAAAUCUUGGUAUCUUAAAAUUUCAUGAUAUAUACUUAAUACAACUAGGCUUAUUCAUGUACUCCUAUCAAAACCAUACUCUACCUUUAAAAUUUCAUUGUAAAUUUACCUUACAAAGUCAAAUUCAUUCGUAUAAUACAAGAAACUCGUGUAAAUUUCGUCUGCCUUUCUGUCGUACUCGAACCAAACAAUUUUCCGUUUUUUAUCAAGGACCUAAAUUUUACAACACCUUAAACACCAACAUCAUCAACGCUUCCUCACCUUUCUCCUUUAAAAGAGCACUUAAGGCAUUUAUUUGUAAUAAUUAUUAGUAUACUCCAACAAAAAUUUUGGGAAAAAGCCUUUUAAUAUUCAACAUUUGUAAACUUCCGUAAUAUUGAUUAGUUUAACUUUUCACCUCAUAUUAUGUUGUAUCCGUCGCCGUAAUUUUUAUACUAUCUUCGAAAAAUUGUAAUUGAGGAGGCCUAAUUAACAUAAGCUCUAUAGUUUCUUUUAGGCCUCCUCGCCAUCUCUUCCUACAUUUUUUUUUUUUUUGGCAUCUUUUUGUAAUUAUCGUAAUCGUGUGGCAAAUAAAUAAAAUACCUAAAUACCUAGCAGCUGAAGGUCUCCACUGAACUGUUAAUCACUGCAAUUGACGUAUAUUAUCAUUUUACCUCCUAAAAACAUCUUAUUGCGCAGUAUAACGCAAAAUAGUGACCAAGUGUCCACAAAGGGGACUGGAAACCAGGAUCUAUUUAGUACUUAGAAAUAAUUUUGUUUUUGGGAGGGAGAGAAAGAAAUCCCAUAGACAGAAUUGUGGCCAAAAAUUAAAGUGUGGAUUUCUUUGAAACAAUGUAUACAGUUUCGUCCAGUCCUCAAAAUUUCAAUCCAGGUCGUGUAGCUGGUUUUUAAGAACCAUGCCCUAGGGGGGAAGGGUCCUCUGGAAUUCUUUAUGAUAUGUUGUUAUUUCAUCUCUAUAUCAGGAGAAGGCGAAUUUGAGUCCCGCAACUGCCAGCAACCACACAAGCAGUCUGCUAUACCUACUCAAGUAUUACCACUGGGAAAGAAGGCCAAAAUUCGAAGGUUUUCGCAUUAUCUCCCAGCUCAGAACAGCUACUGUACUUCAAAACCAGGGGGUGGUGGAGAGGCCAACUGUGGUUGAAGAUGUCAGAGCCCAAAACAAGUGGUUGGAUUGGUUAAGUGUGUUAGUAUAAAGAAGAACAGACGACAAAGCAAAACAGAAAAAGAAAACAAAUAAAUAUAUAAAUAAAUGACAGGAAUCCCCUAGUUGAUGAGAGUAAGAAAAUAGUUGUGUUACCAAGGCUAGGCACCUGAACCGUAUUUUUCCAAGUGGAAAGCAUUGGAAAGUUUUAAAAACAACACAAAGAUCUCAACAUUUUCACAUCAGCCUCUUAAUGAUUAAUGACCUACUGCCUUGUUAAAACAUCACGUCUCCCUACUUUCUCUUAAGGGAUGAAGUCCUCCAAGCUAGGGAAGCCCAGUUGAGCCGGUUUGAACUGGCCAAAGACAAACAACAACGCUCUCAGGAGGCCUGUGACCUGCUGCUUUUGUCACUGUACACCCACCUCCCACCCAGCAGGGGCCUAGAAGUCAGGACGAUGGAGUUAGUUCUGGAAAGUGUGCUUAAAGUGGUGUUUCAGCAAGUGCACUAUCGUGACAGAAAUUUCGCCCUGAUCAAGAAAGAAGGCGGCAUAAUGCUACAGUUGGGAAGGUUCACAAAAGCCAAACACACUGGGCAUGAAACUGUUUCAGCAACUGACUGGAAACAAGGUCACAAGCUGUGGACUAAGGCCCUUUUUUGUAACCUGGGCAUAUUCCCAGAGGUAGGUCACCAUCACUAUUGAACUGCACGUAACCAUAAAAGUCGUAGGUCCCCGAGACCAGUCACUAACAUCACCAGACUGAGCCCAGGAGGGGACAGCCGGGAGAUUUCACUGUUCCCCAUAAAUUUUGAAAUCUGUUGCUUCACAACACUAUAGCCACAUUGCUGAUAACCGUCUGUUUUGUCCUCUGUUUCAAGCGAAUGUGACGACCACAUGAAAGACAGAGUUGCCGCCUGCCUCCAACACUCCUGA